AUGACCGCCGUCGCAAGCCCCCCUACCUUGUCCCAGCAUAACCGGCCGGCAUGGGGUAUGAAUGGUCACCGGGGAGUUCAGAGUAUUGAUGCCAUGAAUCCCGACGAGCUGAACCGCAUGUUCAUGCCGCGCAAGAGCCUACAACGAAACAACUCGUCCUCGUCCAUAUCUUCCACAUCCUCCAACUCCUCGAUAUCCACGGUUGUUGGCCCCGGCAACGGCCAACCGCCUCAAACUAAUGGUUCCGCCACAAAUGGCGCCCCCAUGUCCGUAGCUGGAGAUCUGGGUUCCUGGUCCAACCCCGGCGCGAAUGCAUUAAACGCGACCGCUGCAAAUGCUGCCCCGAGGAAGCGACCACAAGGAAAAGCCGCUCCCUGGCCAGCACCCAAAUCCGACGGUCAGGUCCUGUCGGAUUUCACCCGGAUGGCGGGAGGGCGACCACAGCUGAUGGGCCCCAACGGCUCCGGGCCCAUGCAGCCCUCACCAAUACUACAAUCUCAGGCCCAGAUGUCUUCCCAACACGGGAGCACACAAUCCUUGGCUGGUUCCGCCGCCCCAGGCGGACAGCCUGUACUCUACCUGCUAUCACUCAACGGCACAUUCGAGCGCAAGACGAUAUCAGUACCAUUCUCCCCUGACGCCCUUAGGAUCGGCCGUCAGACAAAUGCGAAAACGGUCCCUACCCCCAGCAAUGGCUUCUUCGAUUCCAAGGUCCUCUCCAGACAACAUGCCGAGAUAUAUGCCGACAGGCAGGGCAAGAUAUGGAUUCGUGAUGUAAAAUCUUCCAACGGUACAUUUGUUAAUGGCACGCGACUUUCACAAGAGAACCGCGACUCGGAACCUCAUGAGCUACAGACUGGUGAUCAUCUGGAACUGGGUAUCGAUAUUGUUAGCGAGGACCAGAAGACGGUCGUGCACCACAAGGUUGCAGCAAAGGUCGAGCAUUCCGGCUUUCUGAACCCAUCGAGUAAUCUCUUGGACAUGAACUUUGGCGAUCUGGAUCCCUCCAACGCUAUGAUGCAGCACAACGGCGGCUUGCCCUUUCGAGGACGUAAUGGCAGCCAGGCUUCAGCUGCUAGCAAUGGUCGAAUGAUGCCCGGUGCGGCAAUGAUGGCCGCCCAAACAAACGGAGUGCCCCAGCAACGAGCAGGUUUCUUCUUCUCCCCGAUUAGUACAGAGCAGAUCGUGAAGAAGCUUCAGACCGAGAUGCGUACAGCUCGUCUACAAACACAGGACCUUGGAAGAGCGAACCACUUCGUUCACACACUUCUGUCCAGGGAUGAUAUUAAGGAUUUAGAGAAGGCCGAUGUCUCGGAGGUUCCGAAGCACCAAAUGGUCAACGGCAACGGCGUGCCAUUCAUGCGGACCGACAACAAAGCGAGGUUUUCGGACCCUCCUGCACCUCCUCCUCAGCAACCGCUUCCCGAGAAACCAGACGUGCCAUCACUGAAGCGUGGCAUCACUGAAAGGCCCAAGACGAGUGUGUCGAGUGCCAACGUCUCUCCCAUACGACAGGAUGGCAACGUCAGCCAAAUUCUUCAGCUUACCGAAGCCCUCAACGUUGCCAAGAAGGAGCUAGAGACACAAACGUCGAGGAUGAGGGACUUGGAAGAGCAGCUGCAUAAGGAACGUGAGGCUCGGGAGCUUGCCGAAGAGCUCACAAGGAGACUGGAGGAAGCUGCUGCCGCCAAGAUGAACGGUGCUGCCGUAAAAGCCGAGGAAGGGAACGAAGAACCUACUUUGAUUCUAGACGAAGCUUUCGAGCCACCUGUGGAAAUUCCUACCUCUCCCGAGACCGAUACACCGACCAGCGACAAAUCCCAAGGAUCCUCGGACGCACCGCAAGUUGAGACUAUCGAGGCCUCUGCUGCACAGCUACACAACCAAUUAGAAUCUAUGGUGCUAGAGAUGAAAGAUCUACGACAGCAGCUUGAAGCCUACAAGGCUCGGGCCGAGACGGCUGAAACCGAGCGCGAUGCGGACCGAAAGACUUUGGCACAGUUGAUCCUACAAGCCCGCCAAGAUGCAGAGAAGAGAGAGGCUGUCGCCCGGGAACAGUCACGAUCUCAGUCAGGCGUCCGAAUCUCCGAGAAAGACGACGGGAGCGUGUCGUCCGACGAUUCAACAGCCAUGGUUCGCACACCCUCAACAGAAUCAAGUAUGGGCACAGGACAAGCAACUCCUGCUGGCCCCAACGAUGCCCCGACAUUGUCGAGAGCAAAUACGAUCACGCCAUACAAUGCUCAGGCUGGCCAAUUAGCUCACAAUACCAUACUGGAAAGUAGCAUGCCUUAUGCCUCGAUGCUCGGCGUUGUGUUGCUGGGUAUGGGGCUCAUGGCAUAUAUCAACGGCUGGCAGCCACAGCCCCCACGACUCAACCGUUAA
This is a messenger RNA of Truncatella angustata, 2385 nucleotides long. RefSeq lists its product as uncharacterized. NCBI's taxonomy places the organism in Eukaryota, Fungi, Ascomycota, Sordariomycetes, Amphisphaeriales, Sporocadaceae. Gene Ontology annotation, cellular component: cytoplasm. Gene Ontology annotation, molecular function: protein binding. The record is from RefSeq and is a predicted model, not a curated record. The transcript has 2 exons. Bases 1 to 2385 code for a protein of 794 amino acids.